Messenger RNA from Angiostrongylus costaricensis, 3561 nucleotides. The record is from the annotation of a GenBank genome assembly. Lineage: Eukaryota; Metazoa; Nematoda; Chromadorea; Rhabditida; Metastrongylidae.
AUGGCGUCUUAUUGUGCGGCCCGUCUUGGACCUCCACCGUCGUUCCCAUCCAGUAGCUGUAUGCAGGAUAGCGACUGUGGAAGCAGCUCAGGGUUAGGCGGGAUGAAGACGCAAGAAUUAGUUUCGGACGAGGGUGGCAGUUCGUCAUCUGAACAACCUGGAUUUUUUGCACGUCCUAACGUUUUACCUUGUGGUCCACCAUUAAACGGUGUUGCUGGGAUGACGAUGCCGACCUGGGUUCAUCCUACACCUCCUGGGGCUCCGAACGAUCUCUUUGUUCAUAUUCAAAUGGGCGAAACAUUGAACAUUCUAGUUGGAAACGAUGUACAAAAUAUUACUGGCCCAGCUACCGUUCGUAUGGUUGGCGAAUGUGGAAUGUCGCCAUCGGCCCUUCCGAUUCAUGUACCCCCCGGCCACGUGAUUCACCAAAUCGUCGACGAACAAGGAAUAUUACGGCAUCUGAUCCUCUCACCAGAAACACCAUCGCCACCUCGGUUCCCGCCACCAAACGCCGCAAGUCCGAGCUUCAUGUCAUCGCGUAUCGCCUCCUCACCUCCUCUAGCGGUGCCCCCAUUCCAUCCAGCUCUCUAUACUGUAAAUCGGAAAUGGUCGCACAACGGGAAGAUAACGAUUCCGGACCUCGUACCCACCUCCUCAUCUCGAAAUGAAGAACAAUAUGUUUAUACAUUUAAUAUCGAUCAAUUCCAGGAAACCGACAUUGAUGGUGAGGAAUGGGAUAAAGUCCGUGAAAUGUUAGGGCGUAUUUUUGCGCCACAAGUUGUGCGUGUCGGUCCAACUGAUGCCGAUAUUGCUUGGCAACAACUCGAUACUUCAGAGGCUGCUGCGUCUGGUGGCCCAUUUCCACAAAUCGAUGCGUCUGAAUUCACAUAUCAAAUCGUUUUAUUUGAGAAUCAUGGUAGAUUCGUCAGCACGUAUCGGUGCGAGACAGAGACGGGCAAUAAACUUCGUUUGUGUCAGCUUCGUCCUAAUACGGACUAUUAUGUACAGUUAAAAGCUUGCCUUGAAGAACGUGGUUUAGUCGGAGAACCAAGUCAACCGGUCUGCUUUAAAACGGCUCCUGGACGACCGGAAGCUCCUCUAAUGUUCAGGUGUGUUUCACGUGGAAUCGAAUAUCUUGUCGUCGCUUGGCGGCCGCCUAACGACAACGGUGCCAGUAUUGUGAACUAUACAGUUUACCUCAGCAAGGUUUUUGAAGUGUGCUUAUUAGACUUCGUGUUACGGCGGCAAAUCGGAUUGGUGAGAGUGCAGAGACGGCACCCAUCGUCGUCACAACUCGAAAUCGAGAUGCAUGACAUUGCAGCUGGCCCGAAUGCUAUAACAGUCGUGAAAGACCGAAUUACCAGCACAAGCGCUCAAAUCGUGGAUUUGAAACCUGGAUAUGAAUAUCGUUUUCGUGUCAUAGCCCACAACGCUGAAAGCGAAUCACUGCGAUCCGACUGGACCUACGUACGCAUGACAGGCCGCGGAACACCUGAUAGAAUUCUCGAGCCAACAAAACCGCAUGCUGUAGCUCGUGGUCGAAACAAGUUCGACGUGUCUUGGAAAUGUCCUGGAGCGAAGGAUCGUGAGUUCACUUAUGUGUUAGAGGGUUCUACUGCUAAUCAUCCAACACGUUUCCGUGUAUUGUAUCGAGGGCCACUCAGUACGCAUACGAUUACCGAAGAGGAUAUUGUUCAUCUGCGUGUACAGACAGUUAAUAGGAAAAAUGUUGCGAGCGACUUUUCUGAAGUGGUCACGUUGGUUCGUGAGCCGGAGUUAGUAAUUACGAAGCCACCACAACUAACAUCGCCAGUCAUCGAAGGUUGUGGAAAAGGUGCGGUACGCUUCACCUGGAGCGUACCGAAGAUUGUGAUUCCACCAACAGCUACUCUGAUGUUUGAGUUGCGGCGAAUUGAUGACAAGAGCCAAAUCGUGUAUUCUGGAUCUGAACCUCAUUGUCGUCUGGAAGGGUUGUCCAGCCGACAGCACAUCGAGGUUCAGGUUCGCGCUGUUGUGAUAGCCCAGGAUGGGUCGCGAUAUGAAGGGUGUUGGAGUUCUGUGACUGGUGGGAACGCUCCUCGUGACGCUCCAUGCACUCCGGCAGAUGUAACGAUUAACAGUGAAAGAACGAUGUUAACGUGGAAAACAGUAGACCCUUCACCAGACAUUCGUUUUCGCGUGCACUGUAGCCAAGUGGUAGCUGGGCAUGAAAUGGAGGAAACUGUCAGUGAGACAGGCGAAUGUCAGUACUCGUUAGCGCUGCUCGAACACGCCAAACAGUUUGUGUGCCGGGUGUCUGCUUUCCAUGAUGGUGGAGAGUCACCACUUUCGAAACCUCUGAUUUUCACCACACGCAGUGGAGCACCAGCACAACCUGAAGGUGUUACAAUCGAGUCGGACGGUACCCGAGCCUUGUUGCUUCGCUGGUCCGUUCCUGACUGUCGGGGUUCUCCAAUUACACAAUACCUUCUUCGCGUUGAAACGAAAAGCGAAAUGAUUCGCGAGGUAUUCAUUGUACCACCGGCAAUUUUUGGUCCAUGCGAGUAUCGUAUAGCGGAUCUUCAAGCGGACACUGACUACAGGGUUGAACUAUCUGCCGAAAAUGUUAUUGGUUGUGGUAUUGCAGCUGCGAUCACUGGAAGGACACGUCCUCCUCCGCCAGAUCCACCAAAGAUUGAAUGCGAAUGUGAUGCCACUAGUCUCCGACUGCGUUGGAAGCCGUGCUCAACGCACAGUCUUCUUACUUACAAGUAUAUGAUUACUUGGGAAAUGAUUUUUUUGUUUGAAUUAGGCAAUAAUUUCUACUGUGGCAGAGUAAUUCGACUUGGUGAAUGUGACAAGGUGAUUUCGGUUUACGAAGGCGACAUGUGCAGUACCCGAAUCAAGGGACUCACUGAAAAUACUGAGUACCGAUUUCAGAUCAGGAGUAUAGAUCGGUGUGCUGAUAUUCUUAUUCAAAGCCACACUGGAGUUGGACCUUGGUCUUCAGUGUUCACGUUCCGUACAGCACUCAGUCCACCACCGGCUAUAAAAGGGCCGCCGACAGCAACCCCAAGCGGCGAUGGUUACUACCAGCUCGAAUGGUCUUCGGUCAUUGUGAAACCUAACACCAAAAAAUGUUUCUACCGUCUGCAGGUCGUCGACUGUUCCAUUGAUAACGCGAAAUGGAUGACGGUUUAUGAGGGGACAUUGCCUUCGUGCACGUUGCGUCUUUCUGACUAUCCAUCUGCAGUUCAAGCUCGUGUAAUUUGUGUUAGACCAGAAGGCAACAACGAGAUCUCUUCACCUCCUAGUCCAAUUGUGUACAUGGCGAAUCUUCCCUUGGACAACGAGGUUCAGUUGAUCCAGGAGAAGAAAGCUGACACUAUUCCGGUUGUGCGCUGGUGGACAAUGCAGUGUAGUCUCACUACCAUUAUGGUGGUGCUCUUCAUUGUGAUUUCAUUUACAAUGGCCCUAUUUUUUGACUCUAUGUUCAAUUUGUAUGUGCCACCGAAUGCGGCAUUACAAAGUGGACGGGAACAGAGCUCGGAACCUCUAGAGUCAUCCCGCAGAACUCAUUAG